Molecule: messenger RNA, 7848 nt
Organism: Doryrhamphus excisus (bluestripe pipefish)
Lineage: Eukaryota; Metazoa; Chordata; Actinopteri; Syngnathiformes; Syngnathidae
Product: rho GTPase-activating protein 23-like
Biological process (GO): signal transduction
Molecular function (GO): protein binding
Source: RefSeq, a predicted model, not a curated record
GUGAAAUAAAUAAAUAAAGUCAAAUUUAUAUUGUAUUCAUCACAUAUUGUUUCUAUUGUGCAUGACUAUGUGGAUGGAAAUACAGUUCAGUGUUUUGCAACGUACCAUUCUGUCUUUAUAAAUGUAAUCUUUCCGUAGUUAAAGCAUAUAAAAAAGCAUAACCUGUUUUCGACCUUAAAUAUGUUUUAGCGUUAUUAGAAACAUGAAAUUAAGAGUAAAUAAAACAUAAUUUUAAUUGUUUGGGGUUAAGGUUAGGCUUAGGGAUAGGGAUAGGGAUAGGGGUUAGGGUUUUCCCUAACCCUAACCCUUUUUUUAUUGUGCCUGUAAUAAAAGCCUGUUGUUCUGGCGAUCAAGUCUGGUGCUGUUGUGUGUCUCAACAUUACUGACACUAGUAACCAGUGUAGAAUAGUAGAUGUCAUGUCUUUAAAUGUGUCUUCUGAAUGCAUCAUAUUGAGCCAUUUGUAUGCUUGAAAUAUAUCUUUAAAAAACAAAGAGGGAUGACUGCAGAGCUGCGUUUCUGGUAUUCGAGUGGUUGGUUGCACUGCCAUGACUGGAGCAUAAAGAAUGAGUCACACAUCACAUCCUGUUGGUUUCCCCCCAUUAUGAGUCUGCAUAGAGCGUAAAGGAGACUUGUCACGUGCCCCUCCCCAGUCAGCACUAUCCCCUUGAGACACAUAUACAGCCGGGCCAAAUUAAGAUGAACUUUCAAACAUUAUCAUUCGUGUGCUGUUCAACUUCCUUAGUAUGUAUAAUGUCUGCCAAAGUUUCUUUUAAGGUUUAUUGCCAAUGUUGACACCAACAGUAGUGCAGUUCCAAUAACAGGAUACAGCUCAACUCGUCAGCUCGCGCUUGUCCCUUUAUCGCCACACUAGCAAAAACAACACUUCCUUCUUAUUCAUUCAUUCAUUUUCUACCGCUUUUUCCUCACGAGGGAUGCUGGAGCCUAAUUUUGUUUUAUUAAUAGGUAUGAUUAGUAAAACAGCAUGAUUUGUUCAUUAAUAUUUUUUGAAAAACCUAAUUUGAAACCCAUUCUUAAGCUUAACAUCAAUAAAUUGGAGGCUAACUAGUUAGCUCGGUAGCUUGCUACGCUUAAAGCGGCGACCGUCUCUUGUGUCCCUGCAGAAAUCCUUAUUACUUAUCAUGGGUAAUAUGAUUUUUAAUAGGUUUUAUUUUAUGUCUACAGGGCCCUAAUGUUAAAAACCUGAUUUAGAGGGUCACAAACAAAUUUUCGAGUUCAUUUACUGUAGUUAUUUUGAUGCUUGAAAAUGCUUAAUACAUAACAUUUUAUUAAUUUUUAUUUUUUUUACUAAUAGGCAUGAUUAGUAAAACACCAUGAUUUGUUCAUUAAUAUUUUUGAAAAACCUCAUUCCAUUUGAAACCGAUUCUUAAGCUUAACGUCAAUAAAUUGGAGGCUAACUAGUUAGCUCGGCUUAAAGCGGCAACCAUCGCUUGUGUCUCUGCAGAGAUCCUUAUUACUUAUCAUGGGUAAUAUGAUUUUUAAGAGGUUUUAUUUUAUAUCUACAGGGCCCUAAUGUUAAAAACUUGAUUUAGAGGGUCAUAAACAGGUUUUCUAUGCUCUUACCAAAAAUAUUAUAAAUCUAUAUAUAAAUGUAUAUAUAAAUCUUCGGGUCGGGUCUGGAAUGUACAGUGAAAUUUCAAAUUAUUUGCAAUGAAUCCAUGCCGAGUUGUAUGAUUCAUGCAUGCAGUGACAGUAAACGAGACAGACUGUAUUGGAAAACAAGGAGAUGUCAGCAAACGAAAAAGGUUGAGAUGAGAUGAACCUCUCUCUCCAACGGCCCAAGGAUGCAAGGCGUGUGACACAGAGAAAGAGAGUGUAGGAUGUCAGCAAAUACACCCAAGGCUAAGAGAGAGCGAGAGCAUAGCAUUGUUGGGAGGAGGCUGGCCUAUACUUAGCAAUAAAGAUCAGCAAGCCACAGCCAAUGCUGCAAAACUACUGCAUGGAGCAAGAGAAUCUGGAUCUACGGGACAGUACCAUUGGGUUGUUUUUAGCUUUUCGACUAACCUUUGCUUUGUUGUGCUUUUUUUAGUCCAACUAAUCAAGGAAGCAAAUUCAAGCAACCAAAGAUGGAUUCACCUUGAAAACGUGGAAGUGCGUGAUGCCAAGAAUAGCAUAUUUACUUGCAAACCUGUCAAAGCACUUUCAUCUGAGGCUGACACAAUGGAAUUGGAUCUGUUUUGCACCGAGAAACCUUUCAUUAGCUGGACUAAGGGAAAAGGAAAAAUGAGGACUGCGCCUGAAAUAGUCUAAUAAAGACUAACCAAAACCAAACACACUGAAACUUGGGACUGCUUUGAAACUUUGUACAGCUUGUUUGGGAAAUGAAAUGAUCAACGACUGGAUGUUGAGUACUCGUAUUCCUAGUACUCCUACUCGUAGUAUUCCUGGGACUUUGUGGUCUUCUCAGCUGUGAUUGUCACCCACUUGCAUCGAUGAGGAAUCCACAGAAUUAUGUGAUUGCGUGUGCUCACUGCUCAUGUUAAGUCCUUGUAGUGGUGCAAUGCAUCGGGUUUCAGGUGUUGCACCAGCUCCCUCAGGACAGAAAUGGUGUUUCCAGUGCUCAGUGGGGGUGGAUUGUAGCGACGCCGAGCCACGCUGUAUCUGGUUGGCCGCGUUGAGAAUUAUUUCACCCUGUGCCUCUGUACGGCCGACCCCUAUUGCAUCACCAAUAAAACGGGAUUCCAUGAGGAUAAGACAACGUUUGUUCUGGGUUAAAGGGCGAAAAGACAAUAUGGUGUCCUCCAAUCAGAAUAAGUGCCAGCCACUGUCAUCUGGUGAGGUGGAGGGUCUAUCAAGGUGUGGCCUUCGGACCAUUCACCUCCGUAAGAACGUGCAAGGAUUCGGUUUCACUUUGCGCCACUUCAUAGUCUACCCACCAGAGUUAUCCAUCCACAACGUCAAAGAUGAAGAAAACGGAAAUACAGUUCAGACAUGGGGUCAGGCGUCUCAUUUGGAACCAAUGGAUACCAUUUUUGUGAAGAGUGUGAAAGAAAAUGGUCCUGCUUACCAAGCCGGGCUGUGCAGGGGGGACAGGUUAGUGAAAGUGAACGGCGAGAACAUUCUCGGAAAAACCUACUCUCAGGUGAUUGCAUUGAUUCAAAACAGUGAAACAAGUUUGGAGCUGUCUGUUAUGCAAAAAGAUGAAGAUGUACUGCAGUUGGUAAGUGCGCACUCCCAGGAUGAGCCAUAUUCAGGCGAGGCCCACAACCACCCUGAACCCCUCCUUCACUAUGCUUCUACCAACCCCAACUCAACUGUCGAACAACCAAGACACAAGCUCAGUGAUCCCUUGGAUAACACUGAGUGCAGAUCCAGCCCAACCGCCUCACCCCUGCACAAGCACCCGACUAUCGGGGAUACCUCUGGUAACAUUGUCACGCCAGCGAGGCAUCUUGGUCGCUCCUCUUCCACCAUCAGUGCACUAGACUUUCACUUUGCCAACCACAAUGCUGCCAUUACUUCUGCGACUUUGCCUCCACCGUGGAAGAGCAGUCUUCUAGUCUCUGGUCACUUUCAUACAGAUUCUCUUUGCCACCAAGCUUUGUCAGACUGGUACGACUGCCAAGGUGACGUAGCUGAGCACCUGACUCCCCGCAACUGCAGUACAUCUCAGGAUCGUUUAGCAGACCUAGGAAUGGGCGCUGGACCUCCAUCUUCUGUCUUUAUCUCUGCUCAGUCAAAACAGAGAGUGACACUGUUGCAUCAUCAUCAAACUGCAGCAGCUUCCCACGAUUCCUAUUGGCUGCGGGGUUGUCCAAGACCAGGAAGCAGGUCAUGCUCAGAGAGUUUGCUAUCAGCUUACGCAGAAUAUGAGCAUAACUAUGGUCGUUCUGUAGAAACAUUAGCAAAAGCCUCAGCAGUUAUACCACCGUCCUCAGACCAGAUAACAAACCAAUCAAGAGAUCACAAGUGUGAGCAUCCGAGGAAAGGAACCCCCCUGGCCGGGGGUCUUUGGUCCCCCUGUGGCAAGCAAUCAGGUCAUCAGGUAGCUGAACCCCAAACAGGGCGACUAACAGAGGAGUUAGUGGGCUACAAAAACAACAGCCUGUCACUGCCCCCCAAAAACUGUCACCGCCUCCAACAUGUACGAGAACCGCAUGACAACGACCAACGCUUCAGCAGCCCAGAAAUCCGAAGUAAAGUAGGAACAGCGACAUGGCCCCAGUCCAUUCCCAACCGGCCUACAUCAGAGGACCCAGCUCAUACUGGGAACGACCGGGAUGCCAUCUCCCCUACGGCUCUAAAUCAGGCGGAGCUUCUGAAGCAGAAAAGACCCUCUGCUUCAACGUUGAGUCCACAGUCACCUGAGUCCUCCAGUGAGACGCCGUCUCCUGUAUCUUUUGGUCCUGGCACCAGUCGCGGGGCUAAAAGUAGCCUAGUGCAGCAGGUGUACGACUCCUUGUCCUCCAUUCCUUUCAUAGGUCGUCGUUCUUCAUAUCUCCUGGCCAUUACGACAGAGAGAUCCAAGUCCUGUGAUGAAGGUCUUAACACUUUGAGAGAAGAAGGACACCCUUUUCCAAGACUACCAAAAAGAGUCAAGAGCUUUUUCAUUGAUGGGUCUUUCGAGAGCUUAAAGGCACAGGAGGAAGCCAGGUCCAAACGUCACUCCGCUUCUGAACUGGCUACAGUCACUUUGUCCAUCCGCAAGGAGGGUUGGCUAUACUACAAGCAGAUUCUCACGGAAAAGGGGAAGAAGUUUGGUGGUGGUAUGCGACCUUGGAAACACGUCUUUUCUGUGCUGCGUUCCUAUUGGCUCUUCCUCUACAAAGACAAAAGGGAGGCUGUUCUUCAUGGGGCAGGUGCUGGUCCGGGUCACGAUGAAUAUCCCCCGGUCAGCAUUCGUGGCUGCCUGAUCGACAUUGCUUACAGCGAAACGAAGCGGAAGCACACCCUGAGACUGACGACUCAGGACUUCUGCGAGUAUCUGUUCCAGGCUGAAAACAGGGACGAGAUGUUAGCAUGGAUCAAGCUUAUCAGGGAGAAUAGCAAAAUUGACAAUGAGGAGAUUGGUUCAUCCAGACAGGCUCUGAUCAACAAAAAGCUGAAUGACUACAGGAAACAGAGUCUUACAGGGAACAAACCAGAUUCUUCUGCUGGAAAUCACCGCCUGAUUCCUCCUUUCCUUUUGGCUGACAACACGCCAGUGAAUCGACCAACCAAAACUGAUGACAACAAGGCGCUGUGGGGAAUUAAUAUCAUGAAGAAGUCCAAGAAGAGAAGCAGCUUGAAGGCUUUUGGUGUGCGCCUCGAGGACUGUCAGCCUGCUGUAAACCACAAAUUUGUCCCACUGAUCGUGGAGAUUUGUUGUGGUGUGGUGGAAGCUACUGGUCUGGACUACACUGGAAUCUAUCGAGUGCCGGGGAAUAAUGCCAUGGUGUCCAGCCUACAGGAGCAUCUAAACAAGGGUUUUGACUUAACCACUGCUAAGGAGAGAUGGCAGGAUUUGAACGUAAUCAGCAGCCUACUGAAGUCAUUCUUCCGAAAACUGCCCGAGCCUCUUUUUACUGAUGACAAAUACCAUGAUUUCAUCGAUGCCAGCAGGAUGGAAGUCACAAAUGACCGGCUGAAGACUAUGAAAAAAUUGAUUAAUGAGCUGCCAGAUCACCAUCACCACACUCUCAAGUUCCUGGUGGCUCACCUAAAAAGGGUGGCCGAUCACGCUGAAAAGAAUAAGAUGGAGCCAAGAAACCUGGCUCUGGUGUUUGGUCCGACUCUGGUGAGGACAUCAGAGGACAACAUGACAGAUAUGGUCACCCACAUGCCUGACCGCUACAAAAUAGUAGAGACGCUAAUCCUACAUUAUGGCUGGUUCUUCAGUGAAGAAGAGCUAGACAAGCAGGAAAAAGCUCCAGAUGAUAAGCAGGACAUGCAGCCAAACAUUGAGCACCUGUUAUGCAACAUUGGCAAGCCGGGUAUGCCAGGAGGAACAUCAGACUCCACCAUCAGCGAUUCAGUUAAGUCAAAGAUUUCUUUGAGCUCUGUGGCAGACCUGAAUCUCCGGGACAUCCUGUCUGAGUCCAUCGUGUCCGCUGUCACCCGCAUACAUAAAAAAUCCCCCACCGCAACUUUGCCUAGAAGCUGUUCAGACGACGUCUGUGAGCGUGAGGCUGUCAAAGCCAGCGAUUAUGUGGGCAAAUGCGGAGGAAGCGGAAAAGAAGAGGUUGCAAGAGAGACAGAGAUCUUCCAAAGGAAACACCACAUUUCCACCCAAGGAAAUAGAAAUGAGGUGAAAACAGGAGAAACAACAUUGGGUAAAGACUUUGGGGACAAGACGGUUGACAAGGAAAGUGGACUAAAAACUCUUACUAAAAAUCAGAGAAGGUGCAGACUUGAACCACAACGUCGUCCGAACAGCUUCCUCUUCAUCCCUAAGACAUCCCCAAGACCUGCACCUUUCACCAGUCCUCACGAUUUCCCAGGAAAACCACCUCUGCUUCCUUUAUGGGUCCUCUCUACAAAGUUCUCUGACCUCUACCAGGCUUUGAAGUAUCAGGAGCCUGCAGGAAGUCCAGGACCACAACCAGUGCUGCUUCGCAAGAGGAGAACUAGGAGGACUAAGGCAGUAUCAAUGAAUUUGGACUAUGAGCUGAACUGGCGGGAUGACAAAGUGAGACAACCGAGACCAGAGAGGGUAGAGGUCAUCGCAGUUCAUGACGAAGCAUCGGGUCAUCGGAAAUAUGUCCCUUAUGGAAUUAUAAGCCAUGGUGCGAUACCACGGAUAGAUACAGUCCCUCGUGUUGAUAAGGGGGAAUCUUGUUACUCGUGGGUGAAUCGGGACUGCCCGGUAUCUCCAGACCUGGGGUCUGAGGAGGAAACGUGGAAGUGGAAGGCCUGGCGUCGUCACACUGUGGUAGUUUAAGUUCUUUUACUGACUUGUAUUGAUAACACUUUUACUCACAAACAUGACAUCGAACUUGAAUUGGUAGCGCUGCACUUCAUAUUCUAUUCUCUAUGCACUUAUGCCUGUCCCUGUUAAAUAAUCCCUACUUAUGAUGUUCAUAACUUUAAAAUAUGAUCUGAAAACUUCCAAUGAAUUUAAUGAGAAAUGACCACCACAGCAGGCAGCGUCCAAUUAAUUUAAGGUCAUUCGCGUCGGUGGGGGGGUGUAUAUUGGCGCCUAUCACUCUGGACUGGUGGCCAGCCAAUAGCAGGGCACAUCUAUUCAACAACCAUUCACACUCAUUCACACCUAUGGAUAAUUUAGACUCUCCAUUCAUUCAUUCAUUCAUUCAUUUCUUCCGCUUUUUCCUCACGAGGGUCGCGGGUGGGGGGUGCUGGAGCCUAUCCCAGCUGUCUUCGGGCGAGAGGCGGGGUACACCUUGGACUGGUGGCCAGCCAAUCACAGGGCACAUAUAGACAAACAACCAUUCACACUCACAUUCAAACCUAUGGAUCCUGUUUUGAAUGUGGGAGGAAACUGGACGACCUGUAGAAAACCCAUCAGGAGAACACCCAAACGUCACACAGAGAUUCGAACCCAGAUCUUCUGGAUCUCUUGACUAUGUGGCCACAUGCAAACAACAAGGCCACCAUAAAAAUGAAAGUCAAAUGUAACAAUCUGACUCACAACAUUAGAGAAAGAUUGUCAGGGCAUCAUCAGUUCAUGUUGGGUGACUCGAUAGGACAGGUCUAGUCCGACUAGAUGGGACACCGUGGAAAGAUUACGGUCAGAUAAUCAUUUAAUCCAUCCAUCCAUUUUCUAUACCGCUUAUCCUCACUAGGGUUGCAGGUAUGCUGGAGCCUAUCCCAGCUGUCUUGGGGCAAGAGGCGGGGUACACCCUGGACUGGUGGCCAGCCAAUCACAGGGCACAUAUAGACAAACAACCAUU